UCAUACAGCACUCUUGUCUCUCCGCACCCUCAACUUCUUCUCGGCCAGAAGCUGUUCGGCUCUGUCCACAUACCCCAUAACACGUGUCUCGUCCAGUUCACCAUCGAUGUCGUCCAUGAACGCACUAACGAAGUCGUCGGGGAACUCCUCUUGCAGUUUGACGAGGGCGGGGUGGAGGCCCAGGCAAAAGAGGAAAGGGCCCGCCGCGUCGCCUUGCUGGGUGCCCUCCUGACUGAGAAUUGUCUGUUCCUCCGUCCUUCAUGCGAUACCAUAGUUCAGCCGGGGUGCCGUAGAACUGCCAGAAGAAAUCGACAAGGGACGGCCACUUUGUGCCGAGCUCGUCGAGGAUCGCCUGACGGUCGAUGCUGUUGAAGGCGUUCUUGCAAUCCAAAGUCACCAAGACCCGUCUACCGGAAUCAUCGCGGCGUGUCUCCAUGUAGGUCUGACAGGCCCUAAAAGUCUUCUCUCCGCCUGCCGACGUACCGACCGCAAACUGUAGGGGUGAGAAGUCGUCCUCAAAGGCCAGCUUGUUCUCCAUACAAACUGCCUUCGUCACCCAUCUCCAAAGCACAUCACCCAUAGCAAUCGGCCGGACACCACCGUUGUCUUUCAUCAGAGCGAAAAGGCGGGCGGCCGAAAGAGUUAUAGUGCAGCUGUCCGGCAUAUUACCAGCGAGCAUCCGGCUGACAAGGGAGGGCAGGGGGAAGGUCUCGUCUUCUGCCGAGGCGUCACCCUCUCCCAUGCAGGCACGAAGAUGCUCAUACCGCCAUCCCGUGGGGCCGGCUGCGGAACCUCGCGGCGCCGUCUUGAGGGCAGCCAGUAGAACUCUGGGUGGGACCGUGAGAGGGACGGGCGGUCCAUCCGGGCCGUUCUGGGGCUGCGGCUUUGUGGGGAGCGGAGCUGCAGGGUGUAGGUCCUUGAGCUGCUGGAGGGUCGCCGUCGCUGGAGCGACCUUGGCGGCCGUCAGCCGUCUUGCCGCACGUGACAGCUCCCCUUGUUUCACAAACCUCUCUGCCGCUCGCAACUUGAUCUCCUCUAGGGAUGGCUCUGGUACACCCUCCACUGGUCCGUCGCCACGUGGAGCGCAAACGUGGCGACCCUGCUUAGCAAAAUUUCUGGACUCGUCGAGUAAUCCUUGCCAUUCUCCAGCCCAAAAACGCUUGAAGCGAGAACCCCACUUGCGGUGGCCGCCCGUCUUGCCGCGAUUCAUCGGGAAGAGCAGCAUAGUCGGCAAGAAAAUAGCUGUCAAGCAGCCGACAUCCGAAUCCUCCUCGUCCUUCGCGUACUUCUCGGUGGUAUCCACCACCAU
Vitrella brassicaformis is the source of this 1309-nucleotide messenger RNA. The record is from the annotation of a GenBank genome assembly. NCBI's taxonomy places the organism in Eukaryota, Vitrellaceae.